This is a messenger RNA of Paramecium tetraurelia, 893 nucleotides long. RefSeq lists its product as uncharacterized. The transcript has 4 exons. The record is from RefSeq and is a predicted model, not a curated record. Gene Ontology annotation, biological process: protein ubiquitination; negative regulation of organ growth. NCBI's taxonomy places the organism in Eukaryota, Ciliophora, Oligohymenophorea, Peniculida, Parameciidae. Gene Ontology annotation, molecular function: ubiquitin-protein transferase activity.
AUGAACAUGUAAAGAAAAAGCCAUUCUCCUGAAUUAAGAAAAGAGUUAGCAUUAAAAUUAUUAAAAAAUGAAAAGUAUCCUUUUGUCUCCAAAUAAUCUUAAUCCCCAGAAAUAAAGAUGACCAGAUCUACAGUGAUUUAGAGGCGUAGGCCGUAGGAUCACCCUGUCAAUUCUCCCAUUAUUGAGGAUUUAUUGAGAUAAUGUAAACUCUUAGAGGAAUUAGUUAAGAAGUCGAAAAAGAUAAUAGAUGAGAAAGAAACUAAAAUUUAACUCUUACUUCAAUUACUUAAACAAAGAGAAAAUUGUUGCAAAGAAUUGUAAAUGCAAUCGCACAAACUGAUGGAAGAGAGACAAAUUUUAAUAGAACACAUCACUCAAUUGGAAAGCUAACUCAAUCUUCAAGAGGAAGAGGAAGCAUAUUCUCAAGAUGGGUAUCAACAACAUAUGACUAAUUUAAAUAAUUUGAGACACUUCCUAUAUUAGAUUCGUCAUAGUAAUGAGGACAUUCCAGUUUUUGUUGAUGUUGACAAUCUGACUUACGAAUAACUUCUCCAACUUGAAGAUACAAUUGGAUAUGUUAAUAGAGGUUUGAGCAAGGAACAAAUAAAGACUAUCCCUAAAGUAAGCUUUGAUUAAUGCAAAACAGAUGAAUAAUUAUGCUCUAUAUGCUAAAUUGAGUUUGAAAGUACUGACAAAUGCAGAGCUCUCCCGUGUUAACAUCUCUAUCACUCUAAAUGCAUAAAGUUAUGGCUGGGAAAAGAAAAGCAUUGUCCGAUAUGCAAACAGGAGUUGGAAAUUAAGAUGCCAAACUAGUAUCAAACUGAAGAGAAGGAAAUGGUAGAACAAUGAAUUAAUAUAUUAUAUAUCUUAUAAUGCACAAUUUAAUAUUAUUA